Molecule: messenger RNA, 626 nt
Organism: Melozone crissalis (California towhee)
Lineage: Eukaryota; Metazoa; Chordata; Aves; Passeriformes; Passerellidae
Product: proteoglycan 3-like
Exons: 2
Coding region: 1-516 (171 amino acids)
Source: RefSeq, a predicted model, not a curated record
AUGCCCACACCGCCGGUGCCACACGCCUGGGGAUGGCAGUGGGUGGCAGAGGGACCCCCCAGCACCGACCCUCCCCCAGCUGUGCCCGCAGCCCCCCGGCAGCCCCAGGGGGUCCCCGCUGGUGACACCACCCAGCAGUACUACGCCGUGGUGAAGAAGCUGCGCACCUACUCGGGCGCCCAGCGCUACUGCCAGGACGUGUACCGCGGCCGGCUGGCCUCCGUGCACAGCGCUGCCCGCAACCAGGAGCUGCAGAAACUGGCACAAAGCUACCACAUCGUCAUCUCACCCUGGAUUGGAGCUGUCACCAGCCGCAGGGUGAGGGCACUCUGGGGACAAGGGGCUGCCAAGGGGUGCUGGGAGCUGCUUUGGGGGGUGAGGGGCUGGGGCUGCUUUGUGUGGGACGAGCCUGGGGCUGGAGGCUGGGUUUUGAGGCGUGAGGGGCUGGCUGCUGGUUGCUGGUUUUUGGGGUUGAGAGGCUGGGGAGGGGUGGUGGGGGCUCUGCCUGGGGACUGAGGUGUUGGCACAGCAGGCAGGGCAGUGGGAGUCCUACUGGGAGGACUCCAGCCCCUGGAACUACGCGAACUGGGCGCCCACCCACCCCUUCCACAUCGUCACCACCUGCA